Molecule: messenger RNA, 5753 nt
Organism: Jaculus jaculus (lesser Egyptian jerboa)
Lineage: Eukaryota; Metazoa; Chordata; Mammalia; Rodentia; Dipodidae
Gene: Mtmr3
Product: myotubularin related protein 3
Exons: 20
Coding region: 226-3825 (1199 amino acids)
Biological process (GO): dephosphorylation; regulation of autophagy
Molecular function (GO): metal ion binding; protein phosphatase binding; phosphatidylinositol-3-phosphate phosphatase activity
Source: RefSeq, a predicted model, not a curated record
CCGCGGGCCUUGGCUCGGCCACGUCGUGGGGUGGCGGAGGAGAGGGGCCGUGCCGUGACGGGCCUCGCCAUGUCCUGCCGCCCGAUUUUCUUAUGAAACCUUCCAGUAGAAAAAGCUUUCAGGAAAAACUUCAGUUGUAAAAGAUCUCAGCAUAAGAAAAAGGAGAGCCUUGCCAGACACUGAAGAAAGAACGAGGAUCUCUCCUCCUAAUCUGGGCCUCCUAUCAUGGAUGAAGAGACUCGGCACAGCCUAGAGUGCAUUCAGGCCAAUCAGAUCUUUCCUAGGAAGCAGCUGAUUCGGGAGGAUGAGAAUCUUCAGGUUCCUUUCCUUGAACUUCAUGGAGAGAGCACAGAGUAUGUGGGUCGUGCUGAGGAUGCCAUUAUUGCCCUUUCUAAUUACAGACUUCACAUCAAAUUCAAGGAGUCUCUUGUUAAUGUUCCACUACAGCUUAUAGAAAGUGUUGAAUGUCGUGAUAUAUUUCAGCUUCAUUUGACUUGCAAAGACUGCAAAGUUAUCAGGUGUCAGUUCUCAACCUUUGAGCAGUGUCAAGACUGGCUUAAGAGACUGAACAAUGCAAUCCGACCACCUGGUAAAAUAGAAGAUCUUUUCUCAUUUGCAUACCAUGCUUGGUGCAUGGAGGUCUACGCCAGUGAAAAAGAGCAACAUGGAGACUUGUGCAGACCAGGGGAGCAUGUAACGUCAAGGUUUAAAAAUGAAGUGGAGCGGAUGGGUUUUGAUAUGAACAAUGCUUGGAGAAUUUCCAACAUCAAUGAGAAAUACAAGUUAUGUGGUAGUUACCCACAAGAACUCAUAGUACCUGUCUGGAUCACUGACAAAGAACUAGAAAGUGUGGCAAGCUUCAGGUCCUGGAAGCGCAUCCCCGCUGUGGUCUACAGGCAUCAGAGCAAUGGGGCCGUCAUUGCCCGCUGUGGACAACCGGAGGUUAGCUGGUGGGGCUGGCGAAGUGCAGAUGAUGAGCACCUGGUGCAGUCGGUGGCCAAAGCUUGUGCUUCUGACUCCCGGUCAAGUGGCGGCAAGUUUCCAACCAGGAACCGUCCUCGAGACUUUUCCCAUGGGGGAGACCUUUCUGAUGUGGAGUUUGAUUCUUCUCUAUCAAAUACUUCAGGAGCAGAGAGUAUAGCUAUCCAGCCUCAGAAGCUUUUGAUUCUGGACGCACGCUCCUAUGCAGCAGCUGUGGCAAAUCGAGCCAAAGGAGGAGGCUGUGAAUGCCCAGAAUAUUAUCCGAACUGUGAAGUCGUGUUUAUGGGGAUGGCAAACAUUCAUUCUAUUCGGAGGAGUUUUCAGUCUCUGAGGUUGCUGUGCACACAAAUGCCAGAUCCUGGAAAUUGGCUUUCAGCUCUCGAAAGUACAAAAUGGCUCCAUCACCUGUCUGUGCUUCUGAAAUCUGCACUUCUGGUGGUGCACGCUGUGGACCGUGAUCAGCGGCCAGUGCUAGUGCACUGCUCGGAUGGUUGGGACCGCACCCCUCAGAUAGUGGCAUUGGCUAAGCUCCUGCUGGACCCUUAUUACCGAACCAUAGAGGGUUUCCAGGUCCUUGUGGAGAUGGAGUGGCUGGAUUUUGGCCAUAAGUUUGCUGACCGAUGUGGUCAUGGGGAAAACUCGGACGAUCUGAAUGAGCGUUGCCCAGUAUUUCUGCAGUGGCUUGACUGCGUUCAUCAGCUUCAGAGGCAAUUUCCUUGCUCUUUUGAGUUCAAUGAAGCAUUCCUUGUGAAACUGGUACAGCAUACCUAUUCCUGCCUCUUUGGAACAUUCCUGUGCAACAACGCCAAGGAGAGAGGGGAGAAGCAUACUCAGGAACGGACGUGCUCCGUGUGGUCGCUGCUUCGAGCAGGCAACAAGGCUUUCAAAAACCUCCUGUAUUCCUCCCAGUCAGAAGCCGUGCUAUACCCUGUGUGCCAUGUGCGGAACCUGAUGCUGUGGAGUGCAGUGUACCUGCCUUGCCCAUCCCCAUCUACCCCGGUGGAUGACAGCUGUGCGCCCUACCCAGCUCCAGGCACCAGCCCUGAUGAUGCCCCCCUGAGCCGGUUACCAAAGACGAGAUCAUUCGACAAUCUGACCACAGCCUGCGACAGCACAGUGCCUCUGGCCAGCCGGCGCAGCAGUGAUCCCAGCUUGAAUGAGAAGUGGCAGGAGCACCGGCGCUCACUGGAGCUGAGCAGCCUGGCUAGCCCGGGAGAGGAGUCUCCUGUGCCCGACAGCCUGGGGAAGCCCAGCAGGAUGCCAGGGGGUGCUGAGCUAUCUGUGGCAGCUGGGGUGGCUGAGGGGCAGAUGGAGAACAUUUUGCAAGAGGCCACCAAGGAAGAGAGUGGGGCAGAGGACCCUGCCCACAGGGGUCGCAUUGAGACGCCCGAGGUCAAAGAGGAGGCACUCCUAGGGAAGGAGAGCGGGGUGGUCGUGGAGCGCUCAGUUGUGCUUGACCAAGAACUGGAGCUGGAUGGUGCGACUCCGAGAAGUCAUUUAGACCCCAGCUUGCCUUCGCUUUCACAGGGUGAUCCUGAACAGCAGGGUGGGUACAGGGUUCUCCCCAGUUUACUCCAGGGCCCUCCCAGGGAAGAGGAGUCCCAGGAGGUCCCUGGGGAGCAGUCUCACAUAGGGGAUAUGACAGAAGAUAAGGAAGACACAGCUCCUUCUCGGCCAGUAGAAUCAAAACUUGGCCUUGGUACCUCACAGUCUACUUCUCUACCUUCCCAAGUCCCAUUGGAGACAAGAGGACCAAAUGUGAACAGUUCUGUGGACGUGAUAGCGGAAGAUAAGGUGAAGUCAGAGAGUGGACCCCAAGUCCAUUAUAGACCUUGGCUGGUAAGCAGUGGCAGAUACAGUGGCAAGGACAUGCUUCCCCCAGCUUUGGAGUCCAGGUCUGUAGAGAAGCUGCUGGGUGAGAGGUCCCAAGGGGGUUCUGUGGUGCACAGGACUUCCCCUGGCAGCACCUUCAACCUCAUGCGGGUCCCUGGUGCCUUGCCUUUAGCUGAAUGUAAAGAGGAACUUGUGUACAAUGGGGCCCUAGAGACUGAAAACAAGGCCUCAGAGCAGCCUGUGGAGCUUGGCACCCCCGAGAGGUAUCCCACACCCAAUGGUCACUGUGCCAACGGGGACGCUGAAGGGAGUAAGGACUCACUGAGCCGCCAGCUGUCUGCCGUGAGCUGCAGCUCUGCCCAAUUGUAUUCGAGGAACUUGCACCACAAGUGGCUACACAGCCACUCAGGGAGGCAGUCUGUCACCAGCAGUCCUGACCAGCCUUCCCGCAGCCAUCUGGAUGAUGAUGGAAUGCCUGUGUACACAGACACAAUUCAACAGCGCUUGCGUCAGAUUGAGUCAGGCCACCAGCAGGAAGUGGAGACCUUAAAGAAACAAGUCCAAGAGUUAAAGAGUCGCCUGGAGAGUCAGUACUUGACCAGCUCCCUGCGCUUCAAUGGGGACUUUGGAGAUGAAGUGACUUCAAUCCCUGACUCGGAAAGCAAUCUGGAUCAGAGCUGUCUGUCUCGCUGCAGCACAGAGAUUUUCUCUGAAGCCAGCUGGGAGCAGGUGGAUAAGCAGGACACAGAGAUGACCCGUUGGCUCCCUGACCAUUUGGCCGCCCACUGCUAUGCCUGUGACAGUGCCUUCUGGCUCGCCAGCAGGAAGCACCACUGCAGGAAUUGUGGGAACGUAUUCUGCUCCAGUUGUUGUAACCAGAAGGUUCCAGUUCCUAGCCAGCGGCUCUUUGAACCCAGUCGAGUGUGCAAAUCUUGCUAUAGCAGUCUGCAUCCCACAAGCUCCAGUAUUGACCUUGAACUGGAUAAACCCAUUGCUGCCUCUUCAAACUGAAGCUCUGUGACUUGGAGUGGGCAGAGACCGUGCUGCUGUUCCUCUGACAGGCAUACACAGCCUGGGCAGACCGAGAGGCCGUGCACUUUGGAAUGGGAGCUGGGAACCACCUGUACAAGGGCCAGAGAUUGGGAUGUACCACUGGAUUGAUUGGAGAUUGAUUUUUCUUUCCCCUUCCCUCCCCCUCUGUCUUCAAAACAGAAUAAUGUCCCCUGGGUGUCUUUUCUCCUCUAAGAUAGAAGACCAGAGGUUACCAGGCCCCCUGUAACUGCCAAGCCGCGUACUGUCAGGCAUUCUGAGGGGUGGCAUGAUGCUUCCCAGCGGUAGGAGGCCAGGAGUGAAGACCUGAGACAGGAGAGUGAGCACUAACGCUGGUGACCAUUCCCCACAGCACAGCUGCAUCCCGCUGUGUGGGAGCCUUUGCUGGCUGGAGAUGCACUUCCAGGAGCACCGUCUUGUGCUCCUGGGGUGGGUAGGCCGAUCUCACCUCAUAGACAACAAAUCAAUUGGCAUUGGGGGGUUAUACAGUAAGAACCCAACAAACCCCACUUGGGGAAGAAAGAUGUGUGUUUCUUAAGGCAAUAUGGGGCUGGGACGGAGUGGGUAGCAUGUUGCUGGCCCACAUGGAUCCUGUCUUUACCUUGACCCAGAUUGGGUAGGGCUCCUUUUGUUUUCAGGGGCGAUUUCCCUGGCCAGGCUAGGUAAUGCCUCUAGGUACGGGCAGGGUAGACUGGCCAGAAUGAAGUGUCCUGCUAUGGCUGAGGCCUGCACUGAGCCUAGGCAUACCUGGAACUCUCUUCUGGGGCCUGGUCCUACAAACAGUCUCUUCCUUGGCCAACACAGGGAAAUCCAGACUCAGGGUUCCAAAAGUUCCUCACUCCCAAACCAAACCAAUCAUGGAUCUCCCCCUGAGGGAUGGAAUCACCUUUAGAGGUACAAAGGUCCCCACACAAUCAACCUUCCCCUUCUUCCUCUUCUGGGGCAACAGGAAAGGCCUCGCAGUCUCCCUGCCCUUCUCCCGGAGGCCUGGGUGGGCCAUGUCUGCUGCUGUCAGAGUGAAGGACUACUUAGUAGCUGCAGGGUUUCUUAGAGACAAGGACUGGAGGAAAUCUGGGGUACCCUUCCUCCGUGAGCUUUGAUAUGGUCCAAAAAGAGCCUUAAACCAAGAAAUAUUUGUAGUGGAGGUGGAUGUGGGAAAGGAUGGAGUUUUGAUUUGUGCUUUGAAUGUUGGCGCCCAUGGUUUGUGCCUGCCCUCUCUCAUAGGGAAGGCCACGUUUGGCUCUGCUGAAAGCUGUAGACUAGGGACAGGGCUGAUCGUGAAUGGAGGCAGGGUGAGGUCAGGGGGUGCCUCAGUUCCAGGCUGGCCUGUGCCCACUCCUUUUCCCCUUUGGAAGCUGUUCCCUGUCAGGGGCAAGCUGCGUCAGCAAGGUGGCUUCCUUGUGUGCCUGAGAGUGGGCACACUAGGUCCAGAAGCCUUCUGUGGCGUUGUCAGCUGAGGCAAAGCCCAGAGCCUCUCACUCCUGCGACAGCAGGUCACUCAGUCCAGGUGUAGUGAAACAGGGUGUGACUUACCUCCACACGCACUGUGGUCUGGAGGUGCAGGUAGGGAGAAGCUGGUGUAAUUGAAGAUUGUCAGUUCCUGAUGACAGGUGCCAAGAGGUUAUGAUACGGGUUUCUUGGGUCUGUUGUACAGUGUGAAUAAAUGCUUGCAGCUCUUAGCCUUUUUUGAUCAAUGAAGCACUUUUUUAAUAUUUUCUUUGUAUGUAAAGGAGGAAGUGUAACUCUCCGUAGCUGUACAUAUAACCCUUUUCUCCUAAAGAGGAGUCAGUCAGUGCUCCUAGAUUUUUCAUUUUUUUUGUCAAAGCAAGAAGUGAAUACUUUAGAGUUGUUAAAUGUAUAAAUAAGUGAAUAAAGCUGAGUGUUCCGCA